Arabidopsis thaliana (thale cress) is the source of this 1325-nucleotide messenger RNA. RefSeq names its product NAC (No Apical Meristem) domain transcriptional regulator superfamily protein. Lineage: Eukaryota; Viridiplantae; Streptophyta; Magnoliopsida; Brassicales; Brassicaceae. Bases 309 to 1148 code for a protein of 279 amino acids. The record is from RefSeq and is marked reviewed. Gene Ontology annotation, molecular function: DNA binding. The transcript has 3 exons. Gene Ontology annotation, biological process: regulation of DNA-templated transcription; DNA-templated transcription. Gene Ontology annotation, cellular component: nucleus.
ACUGCUUCUCCUUUAUUUUCAAACAGACAAAAAAAAAACAAGAAGUCUCAGCCGAAUCAAGACCUAUAAAUUUAUUUUGGCAUUUAAAAGAAAUAGUGGUUCGAAAAUAAAAAUGUUAUAAUUACAUGGAGGAUUACAUAUAUUGAAGUUGACUUUAUGGUUUGCUGAUUAUUUAUACCACCGUUCUUCUGUCCUCUCGUUCACAAAACUCCCGAUAUUCUUCUCCAUCCCUCUCUCCCCUCUUUACAUAGUACUUACAUCAACGUAUCAUCAACAACAAGUAAACGAAUCUUCAGAUAUUAAUAGAAAUGGAGGAGACAGAAAAGAAUAAGGGCAGCAUAAGUAUGGUUGAGGCUAAUCUACCUCCUGGUUUUAGAUUCCAUCCUAGAGACGACGAGCUCGUCUGUGACUACUUAAUGAGAAGAACCGUUCGCAGCCUCUAUCAACCAGUUGUCUUGAUCGACGUCGAUCUUAACAAAUGCGAGCCUUGGGACAUUCCUCAAACGGCGAGAGUGGGAGGGAAAGAAUGGUACUUUUACAGCCAAAAAGACCGUAAAUACGCAACAGGCUACAGAACAAACCGGGCUACGGCCACCGGUUAUUGGAAAGCCACCGGGAAAGAUAGAGCAAUCCAAAGAAACGGUGGUCUUGUGGGUAUGAGAAAGACACUUGUGUUUUACCGAGGUCGAUCCCCUAAAGGUCGUAAAACUGAUUGGGUCAUGCAUGAGUUUCGUCUCCAAGGAAAACUUCUUCACCACUCCCCUAAUUCUCUCGAGGAAGAGUGGGUAUUGUGUAGAGUUUUCCACAAGAACAGCAACGGAGCUGAUAUAGACGACAUCACAAGGAGCUGCUCUGAUGCAACAGCUUCUGCAUUCAUGGACUCUUACAUCAACUUCGACCAUCAUCACAUCAUCAAUCAGCAUGUACCCUGCUUCUCCAAUAAUUUGUCACAUAACCAAACCAACCAAUCCGGUUUAAUCUCCAAGAACUCCAGCCCAUUGUUUAAUGCUUCCCCUGAUCAAAUGAUUCUCAGAACUUUGCUAAGUCAACUCACAAAAAAAGUCGAAGAAUCACAGAGUCGUGGAGACGGAAGCUCAGAGAGCCAAUUGACCGACAUUGGCAUCCCAAGCCAUGCAUGGAAUUACUGAUUAUGAAUAAGGCUUACCAGAUAUAUCACUAUGUAUAAGUAUCAUAUUCAUGAUUCGAAACAAUUUAUUCAACCCUCUUAUGUAAACUGUUAUACCAUUAUAUUAGCAAUCCAAUCAUAUAUAGUUGCUAAAAAAGCAAAAAAUCAUUAAAUUUCUGUUAUAUAAUAUUUUAUUUAC